Molecule: messenger RNA, 2153 nt
Organism: Megalops cyprinoides (Indo-Pacific tarpon)
Lineage: Eukaryota; Metazoa; Chordata; Actinopteri; Elopiformes; Megalopidae
Product: protein L-Myc-1b-like
Exons: 3
Coding region: 71-1276 (401 amino acids)
Biological process (GO): regulation of transcription by RNA polymerase II
Molecular function (GO): DNA-binding transcription factor activity, RNA polymerase II-specific; RNA polymerase II cis-regulatory region sequence-specific DNA binding; protein dimerization activity
Source: RefSeq, a predicted model, not a curated record
GUGUGCAAUGCAAUGCAUUUUUACUGACAUAAACCGAUCGGUUCGUGUUCGAUUCAAAGUCUAGACGCAAAUGCCGGGGCUCAGUUCAACGCGGUAUGAGAGCUGGGAGAUGGAAUAUGAUCGUUAUCAGCACUAUUUCUACGAUGACCACGACUCCGAGGAGGAUUUCUACAAAUCAACGGCACCGAGCGAGGACAUCUGGAAAAAAUUCGAACUGGUGCCCACCCCGCCCAUGUCACCCAUUCGGACCCUGGAUGGUGCCACGAUGUGUCCCUCGCCGGGAGACAAGCUUGAGUGGGUGUCCCAGUUCUUAGGACAGGACGAGGAGCAGGAGGCACAAUACAAAUUUGACACCAAGGAGAUAUUCGGGAACCUAAGCUCCAUUAUCAACCAGGACUGCAUGUGGAGCGGCUUUUCCGCGAGCCAGCGCCUGGACAAAGUUGUUAGUGAGCGUCUAUCCGGCUCGGGGCAAACGAAGACGCACCUUGGCGUCCAAACGGGUAUAACUACUGUCAGCAGAUCACAAUGCGCUACACAGGAUUUGCAGGUUGUCGGCAACUUGACGACAGAUUGCGUGGAUCCAGCAGCUGUCUUCACCUACCCCUUCGCCAGCGGCUGUAAGAAGCAGGCGUCGUCGGGGUCAGAGUCCCGCACAGAUUCCUCUGACGACGAGGAGAUCGAUGUGGUGACGGUGGAGAACAAGCAGAACAAAAGCCGGCUGAUGAGCGGGCGCAAGCCGGUGACCAUCACGGUUCGCGCCGACCCCCACGACCCCUGCAUGAAGCGCUUCCACAUCUCCAUCCACCAGCAGCAGCACAACUACGCCGCCCCGUCGCCCGACAGCGACCCCGAAGACGAGCCGCCUGGCAAGAAAGCCAAGCGGGAGCCAUGCUGCCACCACCCGGGCCCCGCCCCUUCGCAUGCGGAGAAGAAGCCCCCCGCCUCUGCCCCGACCCCUGCCCCUGCCCCCCCAUCUCAGACGGACAGCCCUCAUAGUUCCGACAGCGAGGACACGGACAAGCGCAAGACCCACAACUUCCUGGAGCGGAAGAGGCGCAACGACCUGCGCUCCCGCUUCCUGGCGCUGCGGGACCAGAUCCCGGGCCUGGCCAACAGCACCAAAACGCCCAAGGUGGUGAUCCUGACCCAGGCCGCAGAGUACCUGGAACAGCUGCACACCAGCGACAGGCACAAAGCCCAGGAGAGGAGGCAGCUCAAGGCCCGGCAGCAGCAGUUGCUGAAAAGGCUGGCAGAACUGAGGCACUCUGAAAAGUAAUCAAAACAAGAACUUAAAAACUGCUGUGCACAAAGCAAACUAUGAACUUCUCUAAAACAGGGGUAUAUCUCAGUCUGCCUUCAAACCCAACAUGGAUGGGGGCAUGGAGAACUUUCUGUGGGGGGUGCAGGUGUCAUUCUUUCCUGUUUUCUUUUACAUAAGGUUCAAAAUGAUCGCUAGGCUGUAAUCUGAGGGGAGAAUAUAUUAGACGGUGUCUCAGUGUUCUUCUGGAAACAUCCCAAACCCGGUGGUCCAUGUAAGAUGGUAAUGCCAAAAAUAGAUCAUUUUAUUUAACAUGUUACUUUUUCUGUGUCCCUGGCAUAGACAUUGCAGUGUAAACAUUGGUUAAAAAGGUCAUGUGAAUGCACGUACACCAAAACAUGCAAAACAUGAACAUGAAAUGCCUCCACAGUACAUUGCUCAUUUCUAUUUCUAUCAGUUCUUUUCUUUUAAUCUUCUGUAAAAAGGGAGUCGUGAAAGUAAUUGCAAGUAUGGUAAGGGUUCUACCAUACUGUAAACCCCACCAUGGCUGUUGUUACCUUAUUGAUAGCAUUUAAUUUCACUGAAAUGUAAUUCAAGACCAUCUAAGUAAAACCUCAUGUUCCAGAAGGGAAUGGUAUUAGCACCAGGGGUACAUUCACAAACGGGUGAUUCCUUUUUCUAAAAUGGCUCAUUAGCCAGUUUGUUAGCUAACCCAAAGUUUUCAAAUGGCACUCCUGCUGGUGACCUACACAUAGGCGAGGCAGAGAACUUCCCUUUAUUCAGCAAGUGUCCUGAACUUCUUUCUGCAUGACAUGCAGUCCUUCAAAUUUAAAUAACGAUGAUCACCCAUUAGCAGCUAAUUCAUUUCUACUUGAUUGCCUCUGUGAUGCUGCAA